AUGUCCACGAAAGAAGGCGUUUGUCGAAUAUGUCAUAGGGAUAGAGGGAGGCUUGUCAGCCCUUGCACAUGUGAGGGUUCGAUGAAGUAUGUUCACUCAAGGUGUUUAUCGGAUUGGGUGUACCAUCGGCGAUCACUUUCUUGUGAGGUGUGUGGAACGACGUACAGUGCCGCCAAGGUGUUCAAUUUUCAAUUGACUGAUGGGGCACCCGGAUUUUUUAUAUUGUGUUGGAUUUGUGCUAGGCACUACAUGAAGCGAUAUCUUGGGAUGCUGACCUUUGCGGUACUCCAUACGCUUGUUGUUAUUUUUAUCCCCUUUAUUGUGGCGUUUUUUCACUACGCCAUUCCUCCAUCCGACCCUCUUGCUAUGCGUUGGCAUCCCGUCAUUCAAUUGCUCCCGGAGUCAGGACCCUUUUCGCCACAGAUUUUUUUUGCGGUGGGUGCAGUGCUCACACUCUGUGCAGUCCCUCUUUUUUUGUUGUGGAAGAAAUGGCAGGAGUGGCUUGCAUUGGGGGAGGGGGACGUGCUUGGUCUUGAUUUCGGGGAGGAGGAGGAGGCGGCGCAGCAGCCCAGCGUCAACCCCGUUCUUGUGGAGUCCGACGAGGAGGUUGACGAGGAGCCCGAUGGGGAGAUUGGAGGACAGCGCUUGGUCCCGGCUACUCUUCCGGAGGAAAAUGCAACGGUUUUCGAGGCCAUCACUUUACUGAGGCAGAAGUCAAAGGACCAUUUCGGUGGGGGAUAUUUGUCUUCAAACGUGUUCCAUUCCAGUUUGCACUUUAUUUUGUUUUAUGCGGCCAUGUGGACAUUUCUAAAGUUUGUUCCGGAAAUAAUGCGUCUGACUGCAGCAUUCCUAUGGAAUUUUUUUGAUGGCGGUUCCAACUGUAACGCCGCCUUGGAGAGGGUUCUGCAGUUGACAGCUAUCUCAGAGGGUAAUUCUAGGAUGCGCCAUGCCAUGUUAAUGUUAUUUGUAGAUGCCUUGGGAAGCUCGACUUUGAUUUCUUGGUCCAUUUUAUAUGUGAGACGAAGUUUUUCAUUAUGGUGUAUUUUUUGGCUUGUGAAAUAUCUGCGCCGGCUGCCACAUCGUAAAACACUUUCUUUUUUGGUUGUAUAUUUUCGCGGAAUCUUGAACGUAAUUGCACUUACGUGCUAUGGCCUUUUAACGGUUUGUUUUUUGACGACGCUGAUCUGCCUGGAAUUUUUCGUAGCCGAGACGUCAUUUGCUUCCAACGACUAUGAAACGGCAUGGAAAAUAGCAACGGGGGUUUCAAGCAAAAAGAUGGAUCAUGCGUUGGCCUUGGGGCAUCGGCCACAAGUUGGUACGGGUUCUUCACCCUUGACUAUGCUGAAGGCCCUGAGUGUCCUUUCGGGGGUUCAUGAGAAUGACACAUGUGGCAAUUUUGGGGACGUACAAACGCGUCUCAUGACGACUGGGGCCAAUAUUUCUGAUGGUUUCAACCGUAGUGCCUGGGCUGUGGACGGUGAUGAUCCAUUACUACUGCCACUCUUUAUCGCUACAGUUUUUGUGUCCAAAGUUGACAGUGUAUCGAUAGUGGAAAUGGGAUAUAUGGCAGUGUAUUUUGCCCUUUUUCUUCCGUGCAUGGCGCGUUUUCUAAUUCAUACAGUUCCUGUGGAGUGGUUGAGUUGGAGUUCACUUUACAGGUUGCUUCACUCGAACUUGUUUGAAGGCAUUCGUUUUUGUGAUCUGAAGGCGCUUAUUUUUAUCUAUGGUGAGAUCCUUGUGUACACAGUGGUGUGUUCAUUUACGCUUCUUCGGUGCUCACUUGCCCUUGUGCGUGUCAUCAACCCCUCACUUGUACCUAUAGCAUUGCUGGCCAACACCAGUAUCCCCUCUUUUGCGUGCUGGAUGCGGUUGUCUCUCCUUUGCUACACGACACAUCGAGAUGUGCUGGAGGGGGCGUACAAGCUGUUGACUUCCACACUGGAGAACGUAUUUAAUAUCAGGCAGGUGAUGCACGGAGGCUCUUUUUCACUGCCGCGUGUUCUUUCACGUGCUGUGCGUAUCUUGGCAUUUGUGAUUUUCUAUUGGCUGGUUACUGUCGUGACUUUGGCGGCGCAUGCCAUCCCCGGGCUGCACGUGCUGGGCAAGCGGGGCAGUCUGGUGCGACUAUUUCUUCUCUUUGAUGUUCAACUUCACAUAAUCCUUUAUAGCCUUUUUCCACUGGGGUUCCCGCAGCAAGGAGGUCUCCUCAGGGUUUUGUCUCCUCGAAUUGGUCUUUUACUGGCUCACUGGAAGCACCGCUGGUGGUUUGGCUCAUGUCUUGGUUUGUGGUUGGAUUCAAGUGAGGUUCGGGCGGGAAACCGCCUUGGCUACAGCGUUCGGUCUAUUCGUAAAGUGCCCGGGGACGUUGGUUCCAGAUUUUUAUCUUCCAUUGAUGCCGUUUUAGUCCGCUUGGAGGAGUACAAAAAAGGCCCACGUGGGACGCGCCCCAUUGAGCGACUCCAAGAGACGCUGAAGUCUCUUGCGUCAAAGAAUGACGUCAUCUACUUUUUCCUUGAGGAGGAUGUGCGUCUCCUUCUUGAGUGCAUGAAUCCGCCCACGAUUCAACAGUUCCUUUGUUACAUUUUGAAUUGUGUGGUGCUUCUAAUUCUUCAGCCUUUUUUCUCUGGCGCGGCUUGGGUGGUAAUGGUGCGGAGAUUCUUCUUUAAACCGCACUGCAAUGUGGGUGUCGACGCUUGGUUUAUUCUCUUGGCGUGGUUUUGUGGGGUUGCGAUAACAGUUUCAUUGUGUACGAUGCGUGUGAAGGUAUUCGGUGCCCCGAAGCGUUUGCUGGUGUAUUUGUUUUGCGGCUGUCAGCAUUUUACGAUAAAAAAUGCAAUGGCGUUUAUUUUGAUACCUCAUUUUAUGCACAUUGCCUCCAUCUCUUUUGUACCGUACACACUGCACAAUCUUUUGUGCUUUCUUCUGGUAUCAGGAGGGAGGGAGCGGUAUUGGACAGGGCAUGUGUUUUACUACGUGGCAUCUACAGUAUUGCUGGGCGCCUGGUCUUUUCUUCUGGAAAUGCGUGAGAUUGAAAGGCGUUACCGGAACAAGCUACGCGGUGUAGUUGAGGGCGGGGCUGAGCGAUUGAUUUUGCCCCGUGUGUUGGGGCAUUCCGUUCGUGUAUUUCUCUUGGACACCCCUGCGGACGGAAGAGCGCGCGUGAGGGAUGGUGAGGUCGCACCCGGACGUGAUGUCGGAGUUGGUGCUCCGCAGCAAAUUCAUGACGUGGAGGACCUUCGUGGAAAAAUUAUGGGAAAUGCAAGAGCCUUUGUGAACUCCGUAACCGAGUCGGCUGUGCGCUUCCUAAGAAAGGUGGCUGAAAGACAAAAUAUUAUGGGAGUCGUAUUCGUUGACCACCCGUCGGUUUCAGCGUGA
Molecule: messenger RNA, 3375 nt
Organism: Trypanosoma cruzi
Lineage: Eukaryota; Euglenozoa; Kinetoplastea; Trypanosomatida; Trypanosomatidae
Exons: 1
Coding region: 1-3375 (1124 amino acids)
Cellular component (GO): endoplasmic reticulum membrane
Molecular function (GO): zinc ion binding
Source: RefSeq, a predicted model, not a curated record